AUGCAACUUCCAACCGCUGUUGACGUUCUUAUUAUUGGUGCUGGACCAGUCGGCCUUAUUACGGCAGUUGGUCUCCAGCAGCAAGGUGUUGAAACUCUUGUUGUCGAAAAACGGGAGCGAGAUGAACAAGCCACCUAUGGUCGAGCCUGCACGCUAUACCCGAGAUCACUAGAACUGCUCGAGCAAGUCGACCUGGCGACAGACCUCAUCCAAGAGGGCUUCGCCGGCCGUAGUAGCGUCAACUAUGCAAAUGGAAAGCGGAUCAACGAACGUGGAUGGAACAUGAUGUUUCAACACUUCAAGGCGAGUUUUCAUGACUACGCUCUCAACGUUCGACAGAAAUACUCGGAAGAUAUUUUUCGCAAUGCCUUGAUGAGUCAUGGGAAGCAGGUAGGACAUGGAUGGAAACUAUCCGGCUUUUCCAUCGACACAAGCCUGGGUGAUGGCUACAAUGUUUCGGCUGUACUUGAACACGCAACUUUGGGUGAAAGCCACAUCCGCUGUAAAUACAUUGUCGGCGCCGAUGGAAGCGCCUCGACUGUGCGGAACCUAGCCGACAUCCCUCAAGAUGUAGACUCAACCGUGUUCCAAUGGAUCCGUAUCGAUGGCAAAAUGACGACCGACAUGCCCGGCGCUGAGCUCGGCUUUGCCGCCGUUGAGACGACGACGCAUGGCAACGUCUUGUGGGUCAAGCUGAACAAGGAUGCGUACCGCGUCGGCUAUGCCCUCUCGCCCGCACUGCUCGCCAAGUACCCAAAUGGUCUUACCAAGGAGGUUGCCGUGGCAGAGGCAAUUGAGGGUAUGAAACCCUUCAAGUUGAGCGUUGAACGGGUUGACUGGUGGACUGAUUACAAAAUCAGACAAAGCGUGGCCACGCAGUUGCAAAAGAAUGAAUUCAUCCUGCUAGCCGGCGAUGCUGCUCACACGCACUCGUCUGGGUUCGCGCAGGGCAUGAACACGGGUAUACACGACGCAACCAAUUUGAUCUGGAAACUCUCGGGAUCCAUCAAGGGAUGGUACCAGCCCUCGGUUCUCGCCAGCUACCACGAGGAACGACACGCUGCAGCCACGCGGCUGAUUAAUAUUGACAGAAACGCCGCCGCCGCCAUUUCGGGUGAAGUGCCACCAGAGUACGCAGGCCGCGACAAGUCCCCCCACGAGCUUCUCAAACUCAUCUUUGUGGAAAACAUUGGGUUCAACAUUGGCCUCGGGGUUUCGUACGCCAAAUCCGUCUUGAACCAAGCCCCGGCGGAAACCACGCUUCCGAGUGGAUGGCGUGCUCCGGAUGCCCUUCUCCACGAACCAGGAACAAGGUUUCCUCUUCGAUUCUACGAUGCGCUGCUUCGAGAUCAUGCUCGUGGCCGCUGGAAUAUUGUCGUCUUUGCGGGAAAUCCAGCCAUGACAUCGGGCAAUUACAGGAUAGCCGCAGACUCACUGUCGAAACUCGUUGAUCGUCGGCCUGCCAUGUUCCACGCCCUGACCAUCAUCAAGGGCGAUACAGGAGGUGCAUGGGCAGCCCUGGGUGGUCCUGCUUGGGGGAAGUUCUAUCUGGACCUCGAAGGAAAGACACACUCUGAAUAUGGUGUGGAACAGUCAUUGGGUGCUAUAGUGGUUAUCCGCCCGGAUCACAUUCUUGCCUAUGCGGCGAGCCUUGAUUCAGCGGGUGACAUCGCCACAUAUUUUAACAGCUUCAUCAUGUAG
Pestalotiopsis fici W106-1 is the source of this 1701-nucleotide messenger RNA. RefSeq lists its product as uncharacterized. The record is from RefSeq and is a predicted model, not a curated record. Gene Ontology annotation, molecular function: FAD binding. Lineage: Eukaryota; Fungi; Ascomycota; Sordariomycetes; Amphisphaeriales; Sporocadaceae. Bases 1 to 1701 code for a protein of 566 amino acids. The transcript is spliced from 4 exons.